AUGGAUCCCUCCAUCUACUCCACCGCUUUUCCCCCCUUACCCACCUCCUCCUCCUCUCCUCUUCUACCUACUGGUUCCACCAACCCUUUGCCUUGGAACCGUGUCUUCUCUGAACCCCCGAAUGCUAGCGAGUUCAACAUUUCAACCUUACCCACACCGGAUGAAAUCAUUGAUUUUCCCACAGAAGACAUCACUGACGAGGUAGAAGCUUACAACCCUGCACUAGUUGGUUAUUCCUUCGGUAAAAUACCAUAUUACGAAGCUCUUCUAAGUGCGGUAAAAAAAUUGUGGAAGCUCAAAGGUAACAUCCAACUGAUCUCUUUAAGUGAAGGUUUUUUUCUGUUCAAAUUCUCAUGUGUUGAAGACUAUGAUAUGGUUUGGACAAAGGGAGCUUGGUUUAUUUUUGGUAAACCUUUCAUCUUUAAGAAAUGGACAUCUCAUUUUAGUCCUGAAAGAGAAGAGUAUGCUAACGUUCCUAUAUGGUUUAAGAUACAUGAUCUCCCACUCUGCUGUUGGACCCCCACAGGAAUUUCCAAAAUCGCAAAAGAAAUCGAUACUCCUCUGGCCGUUGACGCUCUCACAGCUAACAAAACCAGACUUACUUAUGCUCGAGUCUGCGUUCAAGUCGAUUCCUCUGCAACCUACCCUGCUUCCAUCCCCAUCACGGUUGAAGGUAAGCUCUUCAACCUGAGAAUUCAAUAUGAAUGGCAUCCUAUGAUUUGCGAUCUUUGCAAAUCCUUUAACCACCAAGCACCUUCUUGCCCUUCUAAUCCGAAUCCCAAACCCACUCUUCCCCCUUCUGGGCCCCGCGGCAGAAGCACAAGCAGGCGUCCUAGACCUCCUUCUAACAGCCCAAAAGGUAUCCUCCAGAACCCCAACAUCAGCACUGCCCCUAUACAAACUUCUCCUCCUCUAAAUGACUCCAUUCCUCCACCUGUCCUGUCAUUCUUACCCUCUGCUUCUGUUAUUUCAGAGCCAAUUUCUUUCUGCCCCCUUCCCGCUGAAGGCAGCCAACCUUUUAUUGGACCUUUAGCUGAUAUACCCAGCAGCAAAGACAUUUCUCCUACAUACCCAGAACCUGUGUCUAUUCCAAACCUCAACUCCCCUACACAGCCAUCCACUUCUUCCACCGAACUCCUCCCUCCUCAAAGAAAUCCUCCUCUUCCUAAAUCCUCUUCUCCUAAUAAAUUCUCUAUUCUUCAGACUCUCUCUAACUCUGAAUCCAAUACCGAUCCAGAGAAUGCGACACAGACCCGUUCAACCAAAACUGAUACUGAGACUUCCUCUCCUCGAUCCAGUUCUAAGCUCAAUACUUCUCAACCUAAUACAGCAGCUCAAUCGACUCGAAACACAAGGGGUAAAGACCCGGGUCGGAUUGGGUUAAAAUGGAAUGCCAGCAAAGUUUCCUUCACUCCUGUUUUUGUCUCUAAGCAGGUUAUUGCUGGAAUAUUGGUGUACUAUGGUAAUCUUCCCCCUUUCUUCUUAUCAGUUGUGUAUGCUGCAAAUCAUUUUGAAGAACGCAGUUUGCUUUGGGAUGAACUUAGACAAAUUGCUCCUAUUCAUGGGACGGCUUGGGCUGUGUUAGGAGACUUUAAUUGUUGCAGAUUCCCCUCAGAAAAGUCUGGAGGGAAUGUCUUAAAUACUUCAAGGUUGGCUCCUUUUAAUUCCUUUAUUUUUGAUGCAAAUCUAGAAGACCUACCUUCAUCUGGUAACUUUUAUACUUGGUUCAAUCAAAGGGCUGAUAAUCUCAUCCACAUUAAACUGGAUCGUGUGCUUAUUAACGAAACUUGGAUUUCUGCUUAUCCUAACUCUUACUACAAAGUUUGUAACAGUCUGGUUUUAGAACACACACCUCUCAUCCUCAAAUCAAAGUUGGAUAGAUCAACUAGCAAAAGGUUUAUGUUUAAAAACUUCUGGUGCAAAAUUCCUAAAUUUUGGGAUAUUCUUAUCUCCAUUUUUGCCUCUCCCUCUCAAGGUAACCCUAUUAACUCUCUUUAUCAAAAGCUUAAUCUUCUGAAGAAGGAAAUUAAAUCCAAAAAAUGGGCUUCCUCUAGCCAUUUAGACAUUAAAUGUGCUGAAAUUUCUGCUGUUCAAAAUCAACUCCAACUUCAACUUGAUACUAACCCUCUCAAUUUCUCUAUCUGCGGCCUUCUUAAGAAGAUUAAUUUGGAUUUUGCCUUUUACAAUUCUCUGAGGGCUAAUUGGAUCAUUCAGAGAUCCAAAGUCAAGUGGCUUACCAAUGGGGAGGAAGAUCUAAAAUUUCUGUAUUCUAGGAUUCAUAGAAGAAAUUCUCAUAACUUGAGUAUUUGCACUCUUCUAUUUGUAAUAAUGAAAGGCCUCAUGCUUCAAACAUUAUGGGAAUUGUUGAUCAUUUCAAAGAGCUAUACAAUUCCCCCAAGCCUAUUUCCUCAAGCUUAA
Molecule: messenger RNA, 2418 nt
Organism: Dendrobium catenatum
Lineage: Eukaryota; Viridiplantae; Streptophyta; Magnoliopsida; Asparagales; Orchidaceae
Exons: 2
Coding region: 1-2418 (805 amino acids)
Source: RefSeq, a predicted model, not a curated record